Adineta steineri is the source of this 1326-nucleotide messenger RNA. The record is from the annotation of a GenBank genome assembly. Lineage: Eukaryota; Metazoa; Rotifera; Eurotatoria; Adinetida; Adinetidae.
AUGCCACCGCGUACUCAUUAUGUACCAUAUACAACUUUGAACUCUGAUGUAAAUAAUACAGUUAUGAAUGAUCGAGUUGAUCGACCAACGAAAUUUUCUAAAGAUGAAGAACAUCAUCUAGAACAAGCAGCUCUUGCUUUACAAGAAUGGGGUGUGCCUUUAUCAAUUGAUGAAUUUCUGAAUCUUGCUAAACAAUAUGCUUUAUCUUUCAAUAGAAGUCAUUUAUUUUCAAAUGGAACACCUACAACUGCUUCUAAUACGACAUCACCUAUUUCAAUUGCUGCAAAAGCAUAUGCUGUUGAUAGUGAAUCUACUCCAUUUAAAUUGUUUAAUUUGGAACGACGUAUGCCUGCAGCUGAUGAUGUUGUUAUUCGUAUUCAUUAUUGUGGUAUUUGCCAUACGGAUAUUCAUCAAGUAUACAAUGAAUGGCACAGUUCAAAAUAUCCUAUGGUACCAGGUCAUGAAAUCACUGGUAUUGUAGAACAAGUUGGUUCAAGUGUCAAACAUUUUCGUGUGGGUGAUACUGCUGGUGUCGGUUGUAUGGUUGAUUCGUGUCGCAAAUGUCAUCUUUGUAAAAAGGACGCUGAACAAAAUUGCCUUGACUCAUGUUUAACAUACAAUAGUACUGAACUUGAUAAAGUAACACCAACAUAUGGAGGCUAUUCCAAUAUAAUUACUGUUAAAGAACAUUUUGUUUGCAAAAUUCCUAAAAAUUUACCAUUAGAUGCAGCAGCACCAUUACUCUGUGCUGGUAUUACACUUUAUUCACCAUUACGACGUUACAAGGCCGACAAAAAUACACGAUUAGCAAUUGUUGGUCUUGGUGGUUUGGGUCAUAUAGGGGUUAAACUGGGCGCAGCUAUGGAUGCUCAUGUUACUGUUAUUUCAACUUCCGAAUCGAAACGUGAUGAUGCAAUGAAACUUGGCGCUAAAGCAUUUCUUGUUUCAAAAGAUAACGAACAAAUGAAAGCAGCUGAGAAUUCAAUAGAUUUGAUUAUUGAUACAGUAUCAGCUCCACAUGAUGUCGCUCCUUUAAUUAAUUUAUUAAAAUUUGAAGGCGUCUAUUGCGCAAUUGGAGCACCAACAAAACCUCUUGAAAUUGGAGCAUUUACUCUUCUAACGAAACGACCGACAAUUACUGGUAGUUUAAUUGGUGGAAUGAAAGAAACUCAAGAAAUGCUUGAUUUUUGUGGUAAACAUAAUAUUACAUGUGAUAUUGAAAAGAUUGAAGCAACACCAGAAACAAUUAAAGCAGCUUAUGAUCGAACAGUCAAAGCGGAUGUAAAAUAUCGUUUUGUUCUUGAUAUUUUAAAUGCAUUUAAAUAA